AUGGCUGACUAUCGACAACUUCCUCCCAAGGAGCCGAGAGUUCUUUCUCCUGAGCAAAAGGUUGCCUUGGAUGUUGUUGACAAGCCCAACAAUGGAGGAAAAAGGGUGACAAAAAAGAAGGAAACAACUGAGGAGGAACAAACUAAGCCCUCCAAAUCCAUGAAGCGAAAGUCAGAAAAUGAGUCCUCCUCAAAGCCAAAGAAAAUUAAGAAAAUGGCGAAAAGAUCAACAAUUCAAACUCCUCCAAGUCUGAAUCAUCCUGAAGAUGAUGAAGAAGAUGAAGUUGCUCCGGACUCUCCACGAGGUAAUACUCCUCCUAGAUUACCUCCACAAACCGAAUCUCCACCUCACAAAAUUCCAACCCCACCUCCAUCACCGAAACCUCCAACGCCGACACCGAAAGUCCCAGUUUCGGUUGUUACCACUUCCACAACAAAAACCUCUUUACCACCACCACCAGUUUCUUAUGUUUCCAUUCCUCCAACAAACUUUACCAACUCCUAUCAUUUCCCAAUCAACCACCACGACACUCCCUGA
Molecule: messenger RNA, 537 nt
Organism: Lactuca sativa (garden lettuce)
Lineage: Eukaryota; Viridiplantae; Streptophyta; Magnoliopsida; Asterales; Asteraceae
Source: RefSeq, a predicted model, not a curated record